Molecule: messenger RNA, 1541 nt
Organism: Protobothrops mucrosquamatus (brown spotted pit viper)
Lineage: Eukaryota; Metazoa; Chordata; Lepidosauria; Squamata; Viperidae
Gene: FBXO32
Product: F-box protein 32
Exons: 9
Coding region: 53-1126 (357 amino acids)
Biological process (GO): protein ubiquitination
Cellular component (GO): nucleus; cytoplasm; SCF ubiquitin ligase complex
Molecular function (GO): protein binding
Source: RefSeq, a predicted model, not a curated record
UUUUAUUUUAUUUUUCCGGCGUCCUCCUCCUCCUCUUUCGGUUGUGCCCGCUAUGCCUUUUCUCGGACAGGACUGGCGAUCGCCGGGCCAGAACUGGGUGAAGACGGCGGAUGGCUGGACCAGGUUCCUGGACGGGAAGGAGCACGGCGGCGGCUGCGACAACGAGAGGAACAGUUACUGCUGGAAAGAGGAAUUCAACAAGGAGAACAUCUUCCAUAAUCUGAUCUGCGAUGUUGCUGCGAAAAAACGAAAGAAGGACCAGCUGAAUAAUAAUACCAGGAUUCAGUAUUUUCACCAAGAAAAAUGGAUUUAUGUACACAAGGGAAGCACUAAAGAACGCCAUGGCUAUUGCACCCUGGGAGAAGCUUUCAAUAGACUGGAUUUCUCUAAUGCUAUUCUGGACUCCAGAAGAUUCAACUAUGUUGUACGGUUGUUGGAGCUGAUUGCAAAGUCUCAGCUGACAUCACUGAGUGGAAUCGCCCAGAAAAACUUUAUGAAUAUCUUGGAGAAAGUUGUGCAAAAAGUUCUGGAGGAUCAACAGAAUAUCAGAUUGAUAAAAGAAUUGCUGCAGACUCUGUACAUGUCACUUUGCACCUUGGUCCAGAGUGUUGGCAAGUCUGUUCUGGUUGGCAACAUAAACAUGUGGGUCCACCGAAUGGAGAUGAUUCUUUAUUGGCAGCAGCAGCUGAACAAUAUCCAGAUCACCAAGCCUGAUUUCAAAGGGUUGACUUUCACAGACCUGCCCUUGUGUUUACAACUAGACAUCAUGCAACGGCUGUCAGAUGGGCGAGACAUCGUGAGUCUAGGGCAAGUGACUCCGAGUCUUCAGGUGCUCAGUGAGGACCGGCUCCUCUGGAAAAAACUUUGCCACUACCAUUUCACAGACCGACAGAUACGCAAGCGGAUCAUAUUGUCAGAUAAGGGGCAUUUGGAUUGGAAGAAGAUGUACUUCAAGCUUGUGAGAUGUUAUCCACGGAAAGAACAAUAUGGAGAUACUUUGCAGCUUUGUAGACAUUGUCACAUCCUUUCGUGGAAGGGCACCGAGCACCCCUGUACGGCUAACAAUCCAGAAAGCUGCUUGACAUCUCUUUCGCCCCAGGACUUCAUCAACUUGUUCAGAUUCUGAAUUCCCAAAUGAUUUCACUACCUAUCGCAUUAUUCCGAUGGGACACUUUACACUGCUGAGCAGAAGGGGCUCAGUUUGUAACAUAGCUUGUAAAUAAUAUGGCUUGAUGUUCCUGAGUCAAGAGGACAAGAGACUUUUGGGAGGCAGAAAGAGCCAUAAUCUCGUGGCCUUGAACUCUUGAGAGAAUAUAGCCUCCUCGUUUGACUGAUAUGUAAAAAGUCAAGAUUUUUGUAAAUAUUAAGCUUGGUGAGAAUUGGUGUGCAAGCUUUCGGGGGACAAUCAAUUUAGGAAAUGAAAAGAAGAGUCCCCCUGCAAAUAUUUGGAAAUGUCUUCUGGAUUUCCAAAGCCAGAGGAAUGAAACACUACAGUUAGGUUAAAACUUGGAACUGUUCCCAACUUGGCUUUUUUUAUUUGU